Molecule: messenger RNA, 2525 nt
Organism: Pseudo-nitzschia multistriata
Lineage: Eukaryota; Bacillariophyta; Bacillariophyceae; Bacillariales; Bacillariaceae
Source: the annotation of a GenBank genome assembly
CAUAUGAUGUACCGUACGGUACGUAAUACCACUACUGUAUGAGGAAUGUACGAGUAAACCUUACAUGGUACGGCCUACYGGUAAGUACCAAGUACUGUUGUUUUCAUGUUUACGGGAGACCCAACAAGCAUCUUCGAAGCACUGCAGCUUUGCUAUUCGUUGAAUUCCGCACAACCAAAUGCCGCACACCAGAUGCAACGAAAGGAUGAAGAGAAGCAGGCUUGGAAAGUACUUGUCKUCAACGUCUUCUGCCGCAAUAAGCCUGCUCGUCGUCGGAAGCAUACUCGUCUCGUUGACGUCGGUAACCUUCCACUACAAGUCUGCGGAUCUGGCACCGAAACAACAGCAGCGGGAGAACGAGGAACAGUCGUUUGGCCCGCCCAUAGCAGCGACGGAUAGGCUCUCUCGAYGGAAGAAUGCUACCUCUCCGGCUCUCCRUGCCUCGAACGCAGAGAGGAUCGAUGCCUCUGAACCACCAACKGGAGCACGGGCUGCGAACCACGCUGUGCCCGGCAAUGAUCGAAGCAACAACACGGAGSACUCGUCGUCCUCCGUCUCGCCGGCAACCAGUGGUGCCGACACCCCGGGAAGGGAGCCCUCACGUACCAAAGCGGAAGAGGCGGUAGCACCCACCGAGACCAAUGGGUGCCUKGGGCAMCUGAAUUCAAGGUCUUGGUUGGAAUCCGAACGCUUGGGAAACCAGAACAUCAGCGACUCCCGUUCCAUCGACAACCACUACGUAAUGUCUUCCAUUCUGGGGAUACCCUCUCUCCUCUCCGGCGACGAGACGCACUCCCGGUCCAUCCUGCGGCAAACCCUGUGCGCGGAGAGCUCCCGGUUUUUGAAUCUCCGGUUCUCGGCGAGCCAAGGCGCCGGCAUCGGGAACGACCACGGGCCUUUUGGACCCGGUUCCGAGGCCGAUCCGUUUUCCUACAACAACCGGACGGUCCGGGCUCUGUCGCUGCGCCUCAUGUACCUGUCCGUGCACGUUCACCAACACCGACACGCCAUCGAGGAAGCCGGGCACCGGGCGAAGCACCCGGAGGCCUGCGAGCGCGACAUGGCAUCGAACCGCGUCGGGCCCUUCGACUUUGAGUGCCCCGCGGCGAGGUUUCUGGUGGUCCCCCUCAAGCACAGCGGCCUGGGCGGCCAGGCACGGCUGGUCGCCGCAYCGGCGCUCAUGGCGGGCAUCGCCACCGACCGGGUCGUGGUCUUUGCGAACGGYACACCGGUGGGACCACGGUUCCUCCGGGAACGGUGGGACCUGGCGUCGUGCCCCCGGGGGGACAAGCAAUGCUUCUUUCUCCCGGACACGCCCUGCGUCCCMACCCUCCGCGAGCUGGAGAACGCGGCCGUUYUGGGCAAGCCCGAGCGCCGGGCCCUCUUCAAAACGGGGGAGCUCCCGGAAAACUUCCGGAACGACCGCGUCGUGGUGAUGAACAUGAUCGACCGGCCGYMGCGGGAACCCGCAAACUUUCGCGGCAGGCUCUCGGACACCGCGAGGCGGUUCCUGAUCGACCCGCUCGCARAGAGAAAUCCCGACGAUCCCCGCCUCCGCCUGCUSUACGAGGCGGCCGAUCACAUCCUCGAAGAGGACGAGGCCAUUGGGGAUUCCUUUUUCUACUUUGGACGGAACUUCCGGGCCCAACACGCCAUGGUCUUUUUUGCGCUCCGGCCGAGGCUCGAAUACGCGGAGCGCAUCGACGCCGUCCUGGAGGCCGCACUGGGCGUCAACCACAGGACCGACCUCGCGCUGGGGCUCCCGAUCCGGGCCUCGGACAAGUGCAUCGACGAGAGCGAGUGCCCGUCCUUCGAGACUUACGUGUCGCUCCUGCAAACCGUUUGGGAGACCAACGCACAAAAGCUCGCCGACGACCGCAAUCGAACGACGCUAGGUUCUUCGGAUCAGAUACAGGCAACGACCGCUGCAGGGCCACCGAACCCGCACACCGACAUCAUUCUGACCACYGAAUCGCCGGAGGUUCUGAAAGCGCAAAAAGAAUUCGAGGAGCAAACCGCCAGCGGAAACCACGGCCAUCUUUCCUUUCCCUACAGGUUUGUGACGAACCCGUUCGAUGUGCUUCCCAACACCGGAAACCCCCAAAAACUAGCACUKGCCGGUUACAAACACAACCGGGAAGAAGUCAUUCUGUCCUCGCUCGCGUCGCUCAAGAUGCAGUUCUACGCCAAGUACACGGUCGGGAAUUGCUGUAGCAACCACCACCUCUUGCUGUUCGAUUACCUKGUCGAGGGAUGCGGGGCGGGRGACCUCGACCACGUCCCGACCUGCAUGCAGGACCACGACGACCCACGGUUUCGGAUCUGCUGCGGCUGGACCAAGACAGAGGAGUGCCUCGCRAAGCGGUCCGAGCGGGAAGCACUAAAAACGCAGAAAGCCGGCAUCAACAAAACUGCUGCAGAUUUGUUCCCGAGCCCGUAAUCCGGCAGCAACCAGRCCGAACGAAACACUWRAGACCACCAGGUAUUGCACCGCAACACCAAACUUAUAAAUAUGCGUUCUUUUA